AUGGGGACAAGCGCGAGCGGAUGCAAUGACUGUUCCAAAAACCCUCAAGUUGAUGUUGAGGUGACUUCCAUACAGGCACCGAAGGCUCUUCAAGGUGAACAGCCUGAUGCACGCGGUUUGCAAGCCCAGGUCAACGUUGCUCCUGGAGCUCAGCGAAGCAAGGAGCUUCGGCGGAGCCAGCUCUUGCGCAACGCGUUGGUUCCCGACUUCGAGAUCCUACGUGGUCUGUCCGUCCAGGAAAGUCUCAGAGGCUUCGGUCGGCUUUGGCGUUUUUCUCCCACGGACCUGUCCGAGGAAUCACGCGCUGCGAUGUGGCAGCGCUCAAGGCCUUUGGAGUCCUUUGAUCUGUUUUUGUCUCACACCUGGCGGACCAAAGGGCUCUGGAAGUUCUUGGCCUUGUCUCUGCAAUGUGGAUGGCAGCGGCUAGUGCUUAGCUGGUUCCUUGCGCUAGUUCUGGUGGAGAUUCUGGUGUACUUUGACAUACUUCCACUGCACAUGAACUUCACCGCUGUUUUCGAGGGCAACACCUACACCUUCCCUUUUGGAGCCUGGGGUCUCUUCCUGGCAAACCUCACGCCCGUGAUCACGGCCGUUGCAGCACCCGGGGGAACCCGGAAUUGUUUCCUGGACAUUGUCAGUAUCAACCAAGUGGACGAGGACUUGAUGGAGCGUGGAAUUUAUGGUCUGGGAGGAUGCUUGGCGGUGACCAAGGAAUUGCGCAUCCUCUGGUCAAAGCCAUACUUGUCACGACUCUGGUGCAUCUUUGAGAUUGCAGCUUAUCGGUUUGUAAACCCGAAUGGCAAGCUCACCCUCGCACCGUUGUUCCUCGAGAGUGGGGUGGUCAUGCUUUGGCUCGGCCAAAACAUCAUCAUGGUCGUUUACCUGGAGCUUCUGACCGUGGAUGCUACACUGCCAAGAUUCAUGGUGGCUCCAGCCGUAAUGCCCUUCGUCGUGAUGGUGCACAUGAUGCGGAAAAACCUGCUGGUCAAACAAGAGUUGUUCGCAUCACUGGAGAACUUCGAUGUUGACAAGGCAGAAUGCUCCAAGGAGUUUGACAGGGAAUUUGUCCUUCAAGCGAUCGAAAGGUGGUACGGCAGUCGAGAGGCCUUCACUGACUACGUUCGCGGGCCCCUCCGAAAGGAACUGCUGGGCAAGCAAGCCAAUAGCCUGUUGCCGCUGCAGUACUGCUUUGUCAUCGUGUCCCCGAUUCUGAGCCUUAGUUUUGACAUUCUGCUAGGCCUGGUCAAAAGCGCGUUGCCACUUCGUUUUCUCUUAUGCUAUGUCCUCAGCAUCAUGGUGGGCACAAUGGUCUUCAUGGGGGCUGUUGCGGUCCGCUUCAGCCUCUUCCUGUGCGAACGCUUCGCUGCUCCCUACAAGCCCAGCCGCUGCUGCGAUUGGCUUCAGAGUGUGGUGGUCUUCCUGGCUUGCAGCGUCAUUGGCUUCGCUGGGUUUCUAGCCUCGGUUCUCGCGUACUCGACAAGCCUGGGUGCGUCUCUGGUCUGGUGCUUUUGUGUGAUCUGCUUGAUGGGGCUCUCGGGUAUGGACUGGAACCGCGUAUCGGCAAAGAUCAACUGCCGCAGGGCUCCGCCGGAGAAGUCUCCAGCUGAUGGCGAGGGCCACAUGUCACUCUAG
Symbiodinium pilosum is the source of this 1632-nucleotide messenger RNA. Lineage: Eukaryota; Dinophyceae; Suessiales; Symbiodiniaceae. The record is from the annotation of a GenBank genome assembly.